GCUGAACGCAAGAUACGCCAAGUCAACUAAGUGCAGUGCACUGUGGUGACUUAGGUCAACCUGACGUGGCUCUUUGCCGCUUGCACGUGCCCGCCAAACCGUCAGCGGUCGCGGGCCUGGUCGCCUUGACACCUUGUCAAGUUUGCCAAUGGCAUCCAAUCUCCUAAUCCCUCCAGACGUUUGUCGCUGAUCGAGUGCGGCCUCCACAUGACCAUUGGUUCAGAUGUGCCAGGACCUUCGGCAUGGGGGGCGCUGAGGCCGAAAAUGUGAAUUGGGCCGAAGACGAGUACUGGCGCAGGAGACGACUGUCGCCUGCGCAGCUUCAGAUCUUUGACGUUCACCUUGCGUCCUGGGGCCGUGACGAGCAGGUUGGUCCCAUUCUGGAAAUAGGUGAGACUUUGUCGUCGACGUUGCUUCCGGCGCUCGGUGAUCGGGACCGCCUGGCACGCGAACUACACAUCGAAUCCCACGGCGAGAACCGACACGAACAGACGGCAUGGCGCCAAAUGCUGAACGAGUAUGGCUGGAUGAAUUGCCUCCGCUCAAAGGGCGUACAGACAUCCCUCGACGCGCCAAAGGACCACCGAAAGCUACGAUGGAUCCACAUCUCCUCCAAGUUCACCGAGUAUCUACACGGCUGUCUUCUCGGACUGAGCGAUUGGGCGCGUGAUGCAGCCGCAUGUGCUGAAAGCCUCAGACAACUUGAGCAUACCGUCUAUCAUAAUGAGCGUUUCUCGAAGCACGGGAGAUAUUUUGCUCCUUUCUACGAUAGACUCAGUGACGCUUCUCCCGUACGUGGAGGUCCAAUGCUUAUCAGCGUGCCGUACCUCGACUGGUCCGCAGAUGACCCACCACCUUUGCGAUUUCAAAUAGAUCCUCGGGAGGGAUAUCAAUCGAGCAGGUCAACUGCUCACCUUAUGCGGUCCAUAUUGCAGCACUUCUACCGACUUGAGGAUACAAGCGACAGAGAACACCAGCAGGUCUUCGCUAAGCAUAAGCCCUGGCUUACUGACCGCGAAUUGGACUUAAAGGUCCGUCGUUUCUAUGGUCAAUACCCCUCAGUCCUCAACGUGGAUGAGCUCUGGAUCUUGGUCAUUGAUGAGCGGCACGUCGUCACCUUCGCGACGAACCAGUCGUGGAAGAGCAGAUGGCCACCCCUACAAGUCUCUUGGCGGAUUGCCGAGGUGUCAUUUCGAGGCAUACGUAACACCCUGCUACUUGCAGAGGACGACCCAGAAUAUACGGCAUAUACACACGUGAUCGCAUGCCUUAGUGGCGCACUGGGCAUCCUUCAUCGCGCCUUCUGGACAGAUAUCACACUCUGUCUGACAGAUCGUUUCGCCGGCCAUCUGGGUCAUCUCCAAUACCGUUUGCACCGUUCCCCAAGCACAAAACUAGUCAUGGACCUGCUGCAAGUGCAGGAAGAGCUUAACAUCAUUAUCAGCGUGAUGCAGAAUCAGAUUGAGUUGCUUCAGAACCUUGACGCCACCUGGCAAGAGAUAAACGAAGCCGUCACGCGAGACCUAGAUACUGCGCAAACAAAUCAACAGAAAAGGAGCAGCCGUACGGCUGCCCGGGUUGUGACUCAUGCGUCACGCUCAACAUUCAGACAGCACUCAUCCAGCACGCUCAAGGACCCUAUGGCCCAGCUACUCGAAAAUCUGAAGCGUGAAUUCACUGAUCUCGUCGAGCUGCGAGACAACUCAAACAACCUACUCAACCGCACCAUCCAGCUAGUCAACAUCCGGCUCGAGGAUCAUGGCAAGGCAAUUCUGGUCUUCACAAUUGUCACUAUCAUAUUCUUACCCUUAUCUUUCGUGUCGAGUUUCUUUGGUAUGAACACGAUCGACAUUCGCAACAUGACGGCUUCACAAAGCGUGUUCUGGAUUGUAUCGUGUAGUCUCACUGUCUGCGUUGUAGGAUUUGCUAUCUUUUUGGCAUUCUAUGGCGGUGCGAUCUUGGAGGCAUUUUUCACUUGGAAAGCGAACAGGAUGAAGCCAAGGCGCAAGAGGAUCAAAAUGAAAAAGGCAAGCCCAUCGCAGCAAGUGCCAUUCAAGAACUUUGAGGUAUUGGAUAGUAAUGUUGUCCGGAAAUUCUUCUAAUUCGGUAGAUACGGAGAACUCACUGAUGGUGUUUGCAAUAAGAAUAUGAUAUGUACUCAAAUCCUCAGCUCGCUUUUCAAAAUUGCUUUCUAGGUUUCUUUCUGCAUUCAUGUUG
Messenger RNA from Verruconis gallopava, 2217 nucleotides. RefSeq lists its product as uncharacterized. The record is from RefSeq and is a predicted model, not a curated record. Bases 243 to 2102 code for a protein of 619 amino acids. Gene Ontology annotation, molecular function: metal ion transmembrane transporter activity. The transcript has 2 exons. Gene Ontology annotation, cellular component: membrane. Gene Ontology annotation, biological process: transmembrane transport; metal ion transport. NCBI's taxonomy places the organism in Eukaryota, Fungi, Ascomycota, Dothideomycetes, Venturiales, Sympoventuriaceae.